This is a messenger RNA of Emiliania huxleyi CCMP1516, 1655 nucleotides long. RefSeq lists its product as hypothetical. The coding region runs from base 44 to 1099 and encodes 351 amino acids. NCBI's taxonomy places the organism in Eukaryota, Haptophyta, Isochrysidales, Noelaerhabdaceae. The transcript has 4 exons. The record is from RefSeq and is a predicted model, not a curated record.
CAUAUCGAGUGCUUCUGGGCAGCCGCUGAAGAACGCCUCGGCGAUGCCAGGCGAGCGCGCGACGCGCAAGCGCGCCUUCUACGAGGAGGCCUUCAAGGUGCGGGUGGUGGUGGACGCGCUCAAGCGGCCGGUCUCCAACCGCAUCAAGCCGACGUGCGCGUGCUUCCCUGGCAUCGAGCCGUGCCAGCUGCGCAAGUGGAUCCGCAACCUGGAGCCCAAGGCGCGCGCCGUCAUGAACGGGGCCGAGUACGAGCCGCCCCCCGCCAAGACGCCGCGGGCCGCCCCGUCGUCCGCCAAGCGCCCGCGCGUGCAGCGCACGGAGCAGACAACAACGCAAGGCACUCUGGCGCGGCCGCCCAGCGCGGGCGUCGUGAUGGCGCCGGCACCCGACCCGUGGCGCCUGUUCGCCGGCGAUGCGGGCGACACGUCAUCGCACGUCUUUGUGCCGCCCACCUUCGACUCGAUCCCCGCCCUCGACGCGGCCUCCUCUCUCCUCUCGUCGCACCUCUCGUCGCAGUCGCUCGCGAGCGACGGCUCCGACCAGGCCUCGACGGUCGCGCUGGGCGUCUCGCCGCCGUCGUCGCCCGGCUGCGAGCGCGCCAACGCGCCGACCGGCGCGCACAUUGUCCGGCGCCUCUCGGAGCUCCAGGAAGGCGCCGCCUUGGCGAUGAAGCUCGAUCAGCGCCAGCGCUUGGAGGCGAGCGGGUUCCCGCUCCUCUCCACCGAGGCGGCGGCGCCGAUGCUCCUGCGGCGAGAGAGCUCCGACGAGACGGUGCGCACCGCGUCGGUGCCCCCCACGCUCGCCGAGGCGGUCGCCGUUUGCGGGAAGGAUGUCGCGGCCCAGUUCGUCGGUCCCGCUCUGGUCGCCAAGGGUGCCGGCGCCGGGUGCGGCCUGCCAGGCCGCGUGCCGAGCCGCGUGGGCCUCCCGCCGGCCGCGGCUUUCGACGUCGUGCCGGCCUUCGCCGCCAAGAGCGCGGAGGAGCUGCUCUCCGACGACGGCUUCCUCGAGGAGAUCGGUGCGGAGUCCAGGGGCUUCGUCGAAGAUUGGCUUAGCGAGCUCUCCGUCGAGCUCACGAUGAACAGCGCCGUCGCGCGAUGAGACGGGCGACCUCGCCCCUCUCCCGCCACCGCCCCUCCGCCAGGCGGCUGCUCCAGGCCGCCGGGAGGGCGCUCUAGAUGUACGUUUGCGCUGCCGGAGUACGCCGGCGCGCUUGUAAAUUUGCUGCUCGAUUGCUAUUUGGGGUGCCGGUCGGGGCUCGCGAGAUGGAUUAGCUGUCCGCGAUCGCCAGUCCCCUGCCGCUCUACGCUGCCGCCGCUCUACGCUGCUCGCACAACCCCCCUCCCCUUCCCCCUAAUGGGCAGAGCUCCGCCACCCGCAGAGCCCUCCCUUGCCACACUUGUGUACACUUGACCACGGGGCCACGGGGCCAACCCCCAGGCCGCCCGCCCCUCCCGUUCCUCGCACGUUGAGAGUCAGACCUUGGACUAGCUGUCCGAUGAGAUGUCAGAGAUUUGGCGCAGAUGGCGGAGGACGACACGCGUAGCGUCCGAAGCUGCUAAGCCAAAGCGCGUGCUUCAGUGCGAGCGGAUGCGGCUGUGCAUGGCUGCAUUUCGUCGUUCAAAAAACUUUGUAAUGAUGAUUCAUUCCUCAAAAA